CUCGAAUUGAAAGAUGUGAAGCUCCUGUGGUAUCGACCACGUCAGUCUAUAUUUCCUCAAUCAUUUCUCUCUUCGCUCCAUUUUCUAAACCUAGCCACCACCAACACUGCCCACUUCUCUACACUCUGCUGGCCCUUUCUGAAAAAAAAAUUUCGUUACUUUUCGAUUUCUAUCUUUCUAUGUAACAAAUAAUGUCAGUUUCUUCAUCGACCUUCAACCUCUCGCCUUCUUUCAAACUCUCUAACGAAGCCACCGCUCCGAUCAAGCAGUGUAUCGUCGCCGUUAAAUCUCCUAAUACGAUAAAUGUAGUCUUUUCAUCAUCUCGUCUUCCUUCAUUUAUUAACGUUCAUUCGCACUCCGUUUGCAAACUCCAAUGCGUUGACUCUCACUCCAGUGCCAGCGCGAUUUCUGAUUCGUCGGGACGGGGACAAGAUGUUAAUAUCGCUAAAGAGGAACGAGUUUUGGACUUGAGAAUUGAUGGAGGUAGUGGUGAUGGUAGUAAUGGAGGUUCUGGAGGUGGCUCCGGUGGAGGUGGAGGAGGUGGUGGUGGAAAUGAAGGUAACGGUGAGGAAGAGAAGGAGUUUGGCCCGAUAUUGAGAUUUGAGGAAGUAAUGAAACUAGCGGAAACGCGAGGAGUGAAACUUCCGGCGGAUAUGGUAGAGGCGGCCAAGACUACAGGAAUACGUGAAAUGUUUAUUCUACGAUACCUGGAGUUGCAGGGAUCGGUUUGGCCACUCGGUUUUUUGAUGAAGUACUGUACUAUGUUGCGCAAUCGAAUGCUGGCUGAUCCUUCGUUUCUUUUCAAAGUUGGAACAGAGAUAGUUAUUGAUUCUUGCUGUGCAACGUUUGCGGAAGUUCAAAAGAGGGGAAAAGAUUUCUGGUCCGAGUUUGAGUUGUAUGCAGCUGAUCUUCUGGUUGGCAUUGUUGUUGACAUUGCUUUAGUUGGUAUGUUAGCACCUUAUGCUCGCAUUGGACAGCCAGCUGUGUCAAAAGGCUUAUUUGGAAACAUACAACAAGCUUGUGCGGCUCUUCCCAGCAGCGUUUUUGAAGCUGAAAGGCCAGGAUGUAGAUUCUCUGCGAAGCAGCGCAUUGCUACAUACUUCUAUAAGGGUGCAUUAUAUGGUUCAGUUGGAUUUGGGUGUGGACUCAUUGGCCAAGGCAUCGCUAAUCUGAUCAUGACUGCCAAGCGGAGCAUAAAGAAAUCAGAAGAGGAUAUUCCUGUUCCACCUCUUCUGCAAAGUGCUGUCCUUUGGGGUGUUUUUCUUGCUGUAUCCUCGAACACUCGUUACCAAAUCAUUAAUGGACUUGAACGCCUGGUUGAAUCAUCACCUUUGGCAAAGCAAGUCCCUCCUGUUGCAAUGGCUUUCACUGUUGGUGUACGAUUUGCCAACAAUAUUUAUGGCGGCAUGCAGUUUGUAGAUUGGGCAAAAUGGAGCGGCGUGCAAUAACUAGAAGUCAUUUGUACAAGAAAUGCUUUUGAAGAGUACACCGGUCAUGUGCAAGGGAAAGGUUUAUACAUUUUAGUUAAAUUAGCAUCAGCUUUCUCUCAAGAAGCCUUCUGUUUUCUCUCAAGAAGCCUUCUGUUUUCAUUCGGCUUUGAUGCUUACCCAUUUCCAUUCAAAAAUUAGGGCUGGUAUUUUUGCUCAGGUUUUUUGGUACUAAUAAUAUUAGUCACUUGUCAAUGAGUGCUUUUACUGGCUGAUUCAUGAAUUAUUUCCGGUAAAACCGUGUCUGGACUGGAUGAUUUGCUGCUGUUUCUUAUUUUGCUGUGCUGCUAAAAUCUCAAAAAAUGUUUAGGAUGUUAUGCUUGUUUGUUUGUGCAAAAGAGGGAUGGAGGAGACGCGCUUUAUUUUGAGAUGUUUCGCUUUGUUUUGUUUUGAGUGGAAUCAGCAUUGACAAAGCCACAUUGCCGCCCA
This is a messenger RNA of Jatropha curcas, 1916 nucleotides long. RefSeq names its product reticulata-related 1 (gene RER1). The record is from RefSeq and is a predicted model, not a curated record. Gene Ontology annotation, cellular component: chloroplast inner membrane. Gene Ontology annotation, biological process: plant organ development. Lineage: Eukaryota; Viridiplantae; Streptophyta; Magnoliopsida; Malpighiales; Euphorbiaceae.